Molecule: messenger RNA, 1680 nt
Organism: Pleurotus ostreatus (oyster mushroom)
Lineage: Eukaryota; Fungi; Basidiomycota; Agaricomycetes; Agaricales; Pleurotaceae
Exons: 9
Coding region: 1-1680 (559 amino acids)
Biological process (GO): transmembrane transport; metal ion transport
Cellular component (GO): membrane
Molecular function (GO): metal ion transmembrane transporter activity
Source: RefSeq, a predicted model, not a curated record
AUGGGUUACUUUUCAACCCUGCCUGACUACCUGCUUAACCUCGACGUAUUCCACCUCGUUCCCUAUAUGACUUCUCAAGCUGGCUCCAUGCAGGAGAAGGGAAUUUCAACCCAAACCAGGCCGACGCAUGCUGGACACAAUCAUAAACCUUCCUCACUGGCGUCGUCAAGGACCCAAAUUAAUCAUAGAGAGAACGCUAUCGAUAGCGGUAUCGUCCUUGGCUUUGCCCGCUAUGGUCAUCCAGAUGGUCCAAUAUAUCUUCCUACGGAUCGUGACUACUUUAACCGUUUAGUACCAAUUUCAAAGGACGCCUGGAGCAAGUACUCUCCGACAUGGGAAGGUUUUCGGGAGUUCUGGGAUCUCCUUGAAAGUGGGGGAUUUGACCAGGACGGCCAGCAAGGACAACAAGCACAACAAGCACAGCCCCAGCAACCUCAGCAACUUACGAAGCUCACACUUGCCAACCCUCCGUCCGACCUCAUAGCAAGCUUCAAUACAGACCUAAAGCCUGACCCAGACGUGCAGAGGACAGAACAGAUUGAAGUUAGAAACCUCGCAGUUGUUGUCUGUGCACCGAGCCUGACUACCGCAGUCGCCCAAGAUCUCGAGAGUAAUGGAUACGAGGUUGACCCCCUUGCUCUCAUGCCCUUCAGAGCCAAGCCAGUUCCAUUUGAGCAUAGGGAUAAAACUAUGAUCAUUCAACUCGGAUUUCCACGGCGCCCUCUAGGACUAUGGCUACUACAAGAAGGGCCCAUUGACCAGUGCCCAGAAAAGAAUGUAGUAGUAAUAGACAACAAUUAUCGAAGUAAGCCAUCCUACCUAUACACGAGUAUAAACCAACCCCGCGUCGAUCCAGAGGGCCACAUCCGCAUGGACUCGCUGUUGCUCCAUAUCAAGGAGGUAGACGGUAUACCGACGAUCCUGUCCUUCGCACACUCCGGGGACGUGGCAGAAAGCAUGAAGAUGACAAUUGAGAACAAUUACUGGAAACCUCGAUUCCAAGACCAGUCAGAGGGCCGUGAUAUUUCCCAACGCCUUCCAUUGCCGUUCUUCUGGUACGCAGUGCGGCGCUGGGAUGAGGUCUCUGAAGCGGUUGAUACGUUCAUCGGGAGCAUGGAAACAGUAUUUAAAUCACAGACCGCGCAACGGUUGCACGUCCUCCGCGCCCACAUUCUUCACAGCGAAGGCCUUCUGAUGAGGUUCGGAGAAAUUCUCGCUGCAAUCAAGACCAAUACCAAGGACGCCAUCGUCAUGGCAGAGUGCGAGAAGCUCCUCAAGGAAUGUCAACGUUUCGAAUUUCAGAGGAAGAUGCACGAAGAACGAGCAAAACAUAUUAUUGAUAUAAUGUAUAGUCACUCUGCUGAUAGAGCAGCGGAAGCUUCAGUUCGUGAUAGCAGAGAUAUGAUGCAAGUCUCUCGCCUUACAAUGUUAUUUCUACCUGCGUCGGUAAUGGCCGGGAUAUUUGGCAUAAACUCAGCUGUCUUCGACGCACAAACUAGCUUAAUCGUCUAUUUGAUCCUUACUAUCCCUCUUACCUUGGUAAUCAUCUGGGUCUUCGUGGCGAUCCAGGUGGAAAACUACUUCAAGAAUUUCCCUCGAGGCGCUUGGUAUUAUCGGGCUUUCUGGCCUUUUUAUGUGUUCGGGCAUAAUGUUCGUGCUGUUGACGCGACGCCUGUUUGA